Vicia villosa (hairy vetch) is the source of this 2440-nucleotide messenger RNA. RefSeq names its product histone deacetylase 5-like. The record is from RefSeq and is a predicted model, not a curated record. Lineage: Eukaryota; Viridiplantae; Streptophyta; Magnoliopsida; Fabales; Fabaceae. Bases 162 to 2189 code for a protein of 675 amino acids. Gene Ontology annotation, biological process: chromatin organization. Gene Ontology annotation, cellular component: histone deacetylase complex. Gene Ontology annotation, molecular function: histone deacetylase activity. The transcript is spliced from 14 exons.
GAGAGAAAAAAUGAAAGGAAGAAAAUAUAUGAAAAUAACGAGCAAGUAGUACGACGUCAACUCGAAAGCCAAACGCCCAAACCUCGUGGACUAGAGAGUCUAACGAAAAGUCCCCUUUAAAUUUCAGAACUGAAGAGAGGGAAAAAUCGACUACAAGAAAGAUGAUACUCGACCAGAAAGAACUCUACCUCUCCGAAAACUCACAAUCACUUCCAGAGAAGACGAAACUGAAAGAAGCAAUGAAGUCUGAGAGCGAUGAGAACACAAGCAAAACCACCUCUCGUCGCAACGUUGGUUUACUCUACGAUGAAAGAAUGUGCAAUCACUUCGAUCCUUUGGACGAUUACCAUCCCGAAACUCCGAAUCGCAUUAGAUCUAUCUGGAACAAGCUUCAAACCACCGGCAUUACCGAUCGUUGUGUGAUUUUGGAUGCUAAAGAAGCUGAAGAUAAACAGUUACUAUCAGUGCAUUCUGCAAAGCAUGUGAAUCAGAUCAAGAAGAUAAGCUCUAAGAGUUUUAACUCGAGGAAUAACAUUGCGGCAAGACUUAAUUCUAUAUACUUCAAUGAAGGUUCAACAGAAGCUGCUUAUCUCGCUGCUGGCUCCACUAUUGAGGUUGCUAAAAGAGUAGCAAGCAAGGAAUUGCAUUCAGGUGCUGCUAUUGUUAGGCCUCCAGGUCAUCACGCAGAGCAUAAUGAAGCCAUGGGAUUUUGUCUGUUCAACAAUGUGGCAAUUGCUGCAUCUUAUCUCUUAGAUGAAACUCCGGAAUUUGGUGUAAAGAAAAUUUUAAUUGUUGACUGGGACGUCCAUCAUGGAAAUGGUACUCAAAAAAUGUUCUGGAAUGAUUCUCGAGUGUUAUUCUUCUCCGUCCAUAGGCAUGAAUUUGGGAGUUUUUAUCCAGCAAAUGAUGAUGGAUUUUAUGACAAGAUUGGAGAAGGAGCAGGUGCUGGAUACAAUAUAAAUGUGCCAUGGGAGAAUGGUGGAUGUGGUGAUGCAGACUAUUUCGCAGCGUGGGACCACAUCUUGCUCCCCGUCGCCAAAGAAUUUAAUCCAGACAUAAUAAUAGUUUCUGCUGGAUUUGAUGCAGCCGUUGGAGACCCUUUGGGUGGAUGUCGUAUCACACCAUUUGGUUAUUCUGUCCUGUUGAAAAAGCUGACGGAUUUUGCUGAAGGUAGGAUUGUACUGGUUUUAGAAGGAGGGUAUAAUCUUGACUCCAUUGCAAAAUCAACACAUGCUUGUUUGGAAGUUUUGCUUGAAGACAAGCCUCUAACGGGAUCAUCUGAGACCCAUCCAUUUGAGUCUACAUGGCGUGUGAUCCAAGCGGUUCGCCAGAAGUUAAGUCCCUUUUGGCCUACACUUGCGUGUGAAAUACCACAAAAAAUAAUUGGUCAAGUGGCACCUCCUCCGCAUACUCUUUUGUCAAGCUCUGACUCUGAGACCGAGGAUGACAAAGCUCCACUCAAAUUAAAAAAUAUUGCUGACCUUCUUUCCAAGCUUAAAGUUGAUGCAGAUGAAGAGUGUGAUGCUUCUUGUUCCUGGCGAUCCGAAUUGUCAAAUGUUUACAUAUGGUAUGCUUCAUAUGGCUCAAAUAUGUGGAGACCAAGAUUUGAUUGCUACAUAGCCGGUGGACAGGUGGAAGGUAUGCAGAAGACCUGCCCUGGUUCUCUAAACAAAACUCUUCCAAAUGAGAUUCUUUGGAAGACUUUCCCCUGUCGUUUAUUUUUUGGACGUGAUUCCUCAUAUUCAUGGGGUCCUGGAGGUGUUGCUUUUCUUAAUCCUCAAACAAACUCUCAGCUCAAGACCUACCUGUGCCUGUACAAAAUUUCGUUAGAGCAGUUCAAUGAUGUUUUAUUUCAGGAAAAUGUUUUAAGCCUUGAUGCAGAUUCUUCUUUAUUUGAUAUGACUACUCUGAAUGACAUAUCUAAAAAGGAAUUCAGUUCUCAGGAGGUUGUCAAGGAUAGUUGGUAUGGCAAUGUUGUCUACUUAGGAAAGGACCAGGACAUUCCUAUAAUUACUAUGACGUGUUCGGGUCUUGCUAUUGAGAGCUUCAAAUCAGGGAAGCUACCAUUGCGCCCACCUAAUAAAUCGUAUGCUAAUACCUUAAUAAAAGGGUUGGUAGAGGGAGAACAGCUCUCAGAGGAGGAAGCCAUUGCUUACAUAGACGCUGCUGCUGUUGCUGAGUUGUUGUGAUUUGCUUAAAAUUUCUUCUUAAAACAGUUCACUGGUUUGUAUUUUGCAUAGUUUUGUAUAUACCUGUGUGGGUGCUUUUAUUUGCUACAGUGCUGAUGCAUGCAUUGCGUGUACAUUUAUGCUUGAAUGCAUUGCAUGCAUACAUAUUUUGUAAAUGCUGACAUUUAGUCGUUAACUAGAAGGAAGAUUAAUUGUCUGAAUGCUUCAAUUGCUGCUACAUUUAUCACCAAUGGCAUCUAUUUUUUCUUUCA